This is a messenger RNA of Portunus trituberculatus (swimming crab), 1621 nucleotides long. RefSeq names its product 17-beta-hydroxysteroid dehydrogenase type 6-like. The record is from RefSeq and is a predicted model, not a curated record. Lineage: Eukaryota; Metazoa; Arthropoda; Malacostraca; Decapoda; Portunidae. The coding region runs from base 344 to 1573 and encodes 409 amino acids. The transcript is spliced from 9 exons. Gene Ontology annotation, molecular function: oxidoreductase activity.
UCGUCCUGCCCACAGUCCUGUAGAGAAAAGUUGGAGACCUCAGUUGUUGUCUGGCUAUCACGGGGGAAGGUUGUCAGCCGCCAGCUCUCCUCUUAAUAAGUGCCAGUAUCCUUACCUCCUGCUGCUUCUUCCCUGCCUCGUCCGUGUCCCCAGAUUCCCCUAUCCACACUAGCUACAUGUAACCUAACCUGACCUGACCUAACCUGACCUGACAUGUCCCUGACCACACCCAUUCCUUAAUACACCUUAAGAAAAACAAAAAGAAGAAAAAAAAUAGCCCAAAAUCCUAAUAGCAAAAAACCGCCCAAAUCACCCAAAACCACCAAAUAAAAACCCGCCCAAAAUGAAGCAGGCGUGGUAUUACUUGGCUGGGACUUGGGCUGUAGCUUGGGCCUGCCUGGUGGUGGUGUCGCAGAGGUCAUGGGCGGUGUCCUGGCUGGCGCUGGGACUGGUGGCGGCCCAUAUCGCUGACUGGCUGAUGAAAGGCGCUCAAAAUGCAAUGAAGAGAGUGACGAUGAGUAGCGAAGGGAAGGCUGUGUUCAUAACUGGCUGCGACACGGGAUUCGGAAGGGAGUUGGCUGCGAGGCUUGACCAAAUGGGAUUCAAGGUGUACGCAGGCUGCCUGAUGCCUGAGGGGGAGGGCGCGAGGUCUCUACUGAAGGAGGCGUCGUCGAGGCUGAAGAUCGUGAGCGUGGACGUGACAAAGGACGAUAAGGUGCGGGCGGCGUACAAGACGGUGGUGGAGGACUUAGCGGAGGACGAGUGUCUAUGGGCAGUGGUGAACAACGCAGGAAUCGCAGCCUUCACUGAGAUCGAGUGGUGUCCGGUUGCUGAAUACAGGCGAGUGUAUGAAGUGAAUUCGCUCGGCCCUAUUCGAGUGACCAAGACCUUCCUGCCACUGCUAAGACGUUCCCAGGGGCGCAUCGUCCUCGUGGCCUCCCUUGCUGGACGCUACACCUUCCCUGGGUUCACCGCCUACAGCAUGAGCAAACACGCCACUGUCUCCUUCGCUGACGGCCUGCGACUGGAGAUGCAGAAAUGGGGUAUCACUGUACAUACUGUGGAGCCAACUCUCUAUAGGACCCCCAUAAGCCAGGAGGGACCGAUGCACCGCGCCCUGGACCGGUUCUGGCAGGAGUGUUCAGAUGACGUGAGAAAGUGUUACGGAGAUGACUACAUGCGGGACUUUAAGGUGACACUGAGCAAGCACCUGAACCGCGCCAAGCCCACGGAGAAGGUGAAGGAGGUGAUCGACGACAUGGUGGACGCUGUGGCGGGUCAGGAUCCUAAGAUCCGGUACGUGCCCAGCGUGGUGACACAGAUCAGGGCUAAGCUGCUUUCUUCGCUCCCUGACGCAAUGAGGGACCAAGUCUUCCUCAGUGGCCAGCCGCAGACCCCGCCAGCUCUUGUCACAGCCAAGCGAAGGAAACCGAGCCUGGAGGACCCGCGGGAGGUUACCAUGAGGAGCCGCGGACCAGCCAGGCUCAUACGAGGAUUCUCUAUGCCAAACUGGUCCAAGACUGAGAUGACCCCGAGCCCUAAGACUGAAGAGGAGACCAGGUUCAAGUUUUAGAAGAGGAGGAGGAGGAGGAGGAGGAGGAGGAGGAGGAGGAUGGGAAAU